This is a messenger RNA of Dicrocoelium dendriticum, 966 nucleotides long. Lineage: Eukaryota; Metazoa; Platyhelminthes; Trematoda; Plagiorchiida; Dicrocoeliidae. The record is from the annotation of a GenBank genome assembly.
GGCCAUUGUUGUUCGCGAUCUAUGUAAAUGACUUGCCGGGAGAGCUAGGGGUGUCAUCAUUAAUGUUUGCUGACGACCUUAAGCUCUGGAAUAUUGUGGAUAUCCCGGGGGGUCCUGAGGCAAUUCAGCGUGCCUUGGAUAGACUCUGGGAAUGGUCUAUCUUAUGGUUGAUGCCCAUAAAUAGGGCCAAGUGCUCUGUUCUCCGAAUCGGAGCUGCAAAUCCUCCCACCCGAUAUGUUCUCGGCGGUGGUGAACUCCCUGUUGUCACUCAGCAGGUUGAUUUAGGAGUCGUACACGCAUCAGCACUUCAUUCUGGAGACAACUGGAAGAAGGCUGCUUGUCGAGGGUUUCGUAUGAUGUGGUUUAUCCGCCGCUCUUUCGGAAUCUUAACGGCCAAGUUGUUUGUGAAGCUAUUUUCGGCAUUCGUCCGACCCCACCUGGAAUAUUGUAUUCAGGCUUGUCCACCAUGUCUUAACCGAGACAAAAUGGACUUGGAGAGGGUGUUACGAGUGGGCACUCGGUUAGUGCAGGGUCUACGGGGACAGACGUAUCCUGAACGCUUGCUCAGUUUGGGGAUGUACUCCAUGCACUACCGAAGGAUAAGAGGGGACCUGAUUCUCACUUAUCGUAUUUUGACGGGUAAGAUUGGCCCGGACUUGUCAGGGCUUUUUAGUCCCGCUACGUUACCUAGUCUCCGCGGUCACCCACUGAAACUGCAUAAACCACGGUCUGAUAGGAUUAGGACGGAAACUCGUCUAUCGCGCCGAGUUAUAGAUCGCUGGAAUUCUCUUCCAGAUCACGUGGUUAGGGAACCUACGGUUAAGGGUUUUGCGCGCCAGCUCGAUGCUCUUGGGUGGCAACAGCAAACCUUUCCUUUUUCCUAGCUGACUCACCUUCAUUUUUCAGUUCUUUUUUUAUUGACUCAAAUAUCUUGGUAUUCCACUUGCUUAGCUCUUACCACUUUCU